Capsella rubella is the source of this 2424-nucleotide messenger RNA. RefSeq lists its product as uncharacterized. The record is from RefSeq and is a predicted model, not a curated record. NCBI's taxonomy places the organism in Eukaryota, Viridiplantae, Streptophyta, Magnoliopsida, Brassicales, Brassicaceae. The transcript is spliced from 3 exons. The coding region runs from base 162 to 2288 and encodes 708 amino acids.
UAUUCCUUGACGUACACGUAGCAUGUCCUCUCAUAAACCCCCCUUCCAAACGAGAGAAACUCUCACUCUCAGGUCAUUUCUUCAUCACCCAACAUCAAGCUCUCGUCGCCGGAGAAACCCCGUCACGGCCACCUGAGGGAUUUUUUUUGUUGGUGCUUGUCAUGUCUACGGAACCGGGAGUUGAAUCGGACUCGAAAGCUGAUUUUUCUAAGAAGGCGUCGAGGUCUGAGUGCGGAAUGGCUCACACAUCUGAAACCCUAACUGAUGCUGCGACUUUUCAAGCUCAGCAGGUCCUGGUAGUGAAGCUAACUGGAGUCGAGCGAAAAGACGAUGGGGGUUUUGGUGAGAAGAGAAACCUAGAUGAUGGCUCAGGAGAGAAAGAAUCAGAGUUUGAGAAUCUGGAUGGUGUGGUUUCAGCUGGUUCAGAUCUCCUUAAGAGCAAGGAUAAGAAUGGAUUUGCUAAUCUGAAGCUGUCUAACUCUGAUUUGGUUUGGGCUAAAGUGAGGAGCUAUCCGUGGUGGCCUGGGCAGGUGUUUGAUGCAUCUGCUGCAUCUAAAGUUGCCAAGAAGCACUUCAAGAAAGGAAAGGGAAAUGUCUUGGUUGCGUAUUUUGGGGAUUCUACUUUUGCUUGGAAUAAUGCAUCUCAGAUCAAGCCUUUUCAUCAGCAUUUCUCUCUAAUGCAGGAGCAGAGUAACUCGGCUCCGUUUCUUGAUGCUAUUGAUUGUGCUUUGGAAGAGGUUUCACGAAGAGUAGAGUUUGGUUUAUCUUGCUCUUGUAUCUCUGAGGAAGCCUACAUCAAUCUCAAGACUCAGAACAUAACCAGUGCUGGAAUUCGUGAGGAAUCAAGGGUGAGAUAUGGUGGAGACAAGUUAUCGAAUGCAAUCUCCUUUGAACCUGCAAAACUUGUGGAAUACAUGAGGCGUUUAGCUUGCUUUCCUGACUAUGAUGCGACUGAGAAGCUGCAAUUUGUAAUAAACCGAGCUCAGGUAUUGGCUUUUCAACAAUGGAAAGACUAUUCUCACUUCCUUGACUAUGAAACAUUUGUAAAGUCCAUGGAAUCCGCAGCUUCUCUCCCGAAUUCAAAUACAGUUGAAGGAAUAUCUUCCAAAAAGAGAAAGCCAGAUCACAAGGAAAGGUUUCCUUCUGAGGAUAGGACUGAUGAAAAGACAGAGCAGAAGACUUUGUCAGAUUUGAUUGUAAAGAAACGCUGUGGUGGCAAAUCAACUGAGAAAUUGGAUGGUAAGUCGCUUUCUGAAAAGAAACGUAAAGUUGAGUCUUUGGAAUCUGGUAAGUCUGAGAAAAAGAUCAAGAAUAACCAACAAAAAGAGGACUUUGCAGUGGGUGAUGCUAAUAAACUACAACAGAUGGCGGCUAUACCAUGUUAUGGAAUUGGAGGGGUUGGAGGGGGAAGCGAGAUAAAUUCUUUAACUCCUACACUUCAGCCUUGCAAUGAUUCAAAUUCUACAACAAAAGUAGAAGUUGAGAACGAGAAGACGAAGAAGCCAGAACACGAGCUUGCCAAAAGAAAGAUUUCUUCUCCUAGCCUUCACGAUGCAAAAACUCCAACGGGGAUACCCGGAUCAGUCAGCAUAGAUCUCAUGAAUUGUGACGAUUUUGAAAAGUUCAUGAAUGAACUAUCAUGCAGUAAUCUCAAUAAUGACUCAAAGAAGGCAAGUAUCACUGAGACAGAACCUUGUGAUAAGAAAGACUCUGUAGAAGAACAGAUUAGACCUGCAAAUAAAGAAAUCACUGGCUCAGGCUUGAAAGAGCAAACUGGUGUCAAGGACUGCUCUGGGGAUUCUUCAGCACCCAAUGCAUCAAUCCUCAACAUUGGGGAUUCAGGUUCAGUUCCACCUGAAGAAAUGCUACACUUAAAGGGAAGUAUUACUGAGAAAUCUUCUGAUAAGAAAGACUCUGCAGAAGUGCAUAUCUUACCUGCAAAUAAAGAUAUCACUGGCUCAGGCUCAAAAGAGCAAACUGGUCUCAAGGACUGUUCUGCAGAUUCAUCAGCACCCUAUGCGUUAAUCCUCAACUUUGCAGAUUCAGGUUCGGUUCCAUCUGAAGAAAAGCUGAACGAGAUAUUUAACCGUUAUGGUCCUCUCCAUGAGUCGAAGACUAAGGUCACGAAGAAGGGCAAGAGAGCCAAAGUGUUGUUCAAAAGAGGCGAAGACGCAAAGACGGCCUUCAGCAGCGCCGGGAAAUACAGCAUCUUUGGACCUUCUCUUCUAAGUUACAAACUCGAGUAUGUUUGCCCCAAAGCAAAAAAGGGCAACAACAUGACUGUUUGAUACACAGUCGGCAUCUCUGAGCUUGGUAAUCAGGGUUCGAACAGAUUAAAUCAGUUAGGUUUUAUGAUGAGAGUAGGUUUUUAAUAACUUAAAAUGAACAAUCUUGUGAUGGAAUGAGACUAAGCUUAGAAGUUUA